Molecule: messenger RNA, 186 nt
Organism: Penicillium canescens
Lineage: Eukaryota; Fungi; Ascomycota; Eurotiomycetes; Eurotiales; Aspergillaceae
Product: feruloyl esterase
Exons: 1
Coding region: 1-186 (61 amino acids)
Source: RefSeq, a predicted model, not a curated record
AUGAGUCCUUUUGUCCAUCAAAAUACGACCUUGAAAAUCACCAGUCUUCCCGAAAAUGGGUUCGAGGCUGCAUCUGACCUCUCCGUCAGCGCCGACAAAUCACUCAGUAGCACCGACAAUCCAGACCUGGAAGCCUUCCGAGAGACCGGUGGCAAGUUCCUGCCUUGGCACGGCCUGGUUGACUAG